CCACAUUAAACAGCCGCUCGACAUUGCACGUGUUUGUAAAAGCAAAAACUUCCACUAGGCUACACAGAAAUAAACAAAAAGUCACAAAAUGCAGCACGACGAUGUCGUUUGGAGCAUUAUAAACAAAUCUUUCUGUUCGCACAAAGUCAAAACGGACACGCGUACGUUUUGUCGACAUGAAUACAAUUUAACGGGUUUAUGCACGCGUCGCACCUGCCCGCUGGCCAAUUCACAAUAUGCCACUGUGCGUGAGGAGAAGGGCAUUAUCUAUCUGUUCAUCAAGACGGCGGAGCGUGCGCAUAUGCCCAGCAAGCUGUGGGAGCGCAUUAAGCUGUCGCGUAACUUUGAAAAGGCCAUAGAACAGAUCAAUGAGAAUCUGGUGUUUUGGCCCAAGUAUAUGAUAUCGAAGAAUAAGCAACGUUUUCUCAAGAUCACACAAUAUCUAAUGCGCAUGCGUAAGCUAAAACUGCGACGACAGAAGCUGAUAGUGCCGCUCUCGACGAAGAUCGAGCGGCGAGAAUCGCGACGUGAGCAAAAGGCGCUCAUUGCAGCAAAGAUUGAUAAUCAUAUUGAGAAGGAGCUGCUGACGCGUCUCAAAGUGGGCACGUAUAAGGAUAUAUACAAUUUCUCACAGACGGCGUUCAACAAAGCGCUGGAGGCAGAGCAUGUGGAUGAUGAGGAGGAGGAGGAAGACGAGGAAGAGGAUGAAAUGGAGCAAGAGCGUGAGGAAAUGGAUGAAGAUGCGGCAGAGCUGCGACAUGCCCUCAAUGAAACAGAAGAAUUUGUGGAAGCAGACAGCGAUGAUGACGACGACGAAGAAGAUGAUGAUGAAGACGACGACGAUGAAGAUGAAGAUGACUAUGAAAGUGAUUCGGGUCAACGCGAACAGGUCGAAAUGGACAGCGACUUUGCGCAGUCUGAUGACGACAAUGAAGGCGAUGAUCAAGAUAUUGAGGAUACCAAUGUGCCAGCGAAAAAAUCCAAGAAGCAGCCAAAGGGUCCACUAAAGCCGCCAACAACAAUAACAGUAAAGACACGCACUCGCACCAAGCCGAAACUGAAAGUGGAAUAUGAAAUGGAAUAUGAGGCGGCCGCGUCGAGCAAAAAUCGUCAUUAACGAGGUACACAUACAUAUAAACACAGUUGUAUGUGUGAGCGUGGGCAGCGGCGACACAUUUAAAUUAAUAAACAUACGUUGUUUUUUUUAAUGUAUAGAAACUAAUUAAAUAUAAUGCAAAUUUAUAAGGAACUCUUAAGUGUGUGCGCUCUCUUUGAUUUGAGCAUGAGAGCGAGAUAGCAAUAUGCAGCUAUUGCGCUCCGAGCCGUGUGCAAUGCGCUCGCUGUAUGUGUGUGAACUUGACAUUGAGUGGCGGCUUU
This is a messenger RNA of Drosophila busckii, 1377 nucleotides long. RefSeq names its product protein MAK16 homolog (gene Rbm13). The transcript is spliced from 4 exons. Gene Ontology annotation, cellular component: nucleolus; preribosome, large subunit precursor. The record is from RefSeq and is a predicted model, not a curated record. The coding region runs from base 89 to 1117 and encodes 342 amino acids. Gene Ontology annotation, biological process: maturation of LSU-rRNA; maturation of 5.8S rRNA. NCBI's taxonomy places the organism in Eukaryota, Metazoa, Arthropoda, Insecta, Diptera, Drosophilidae.